Molecule: messenger RNA, 2809 nt
Organism: Emys orbicularis (European pond turtle)
Lineage: Eukaryota; Metazoa; Chordata; Testudines; Emydidae
Gene: PTPRA
Product: protein tyrosine phosphatase receptor type A
Exons: 24
Coding region: 91-2571 (826 amino acids)
Biological process (GO): protein dephosphorylation
Molecular function (GO): protein tyrosine phosphatase activity
Source: RefSeq, a predicted model, not a curated record
CGCCGGAGUCACUCGCGGCUCGCUACGCACCGUCCCCGCGGCAGGGGGACACCCUUAGAAAAACCUGUAUGGGAUCCUAAGAACUUACAGAUGGAUGAUGUACUUACGAUGAUUAAGGUCAACAUGGAUUCGUGGUUCUUUGUCCUCUUGCUUGGAAGUGGCCUGACGUGUCUAGGUGCGCGCAUCACUACCUCAGUGCCACCGUCCAUAGAGCACACCUCCGCCAUGCAUUCCAUGAAAGCCCCUACAUCAGAGCCAGAUGGCAGAAAGGGCACUAGUCCAAACAGUCUGAACGCUAGCUCUCCAACAACCGUAGUUACCAUGGCGCCUGGGCCUACUACCAUGCAAGCCACAGAGCUCCCUCCGAACACCACUGUCAGCUUGCCGGGCAAUGAAAACCGCACCAUGAGGACAACUGUGCCUGCACCUGGGUCCACCUCCAGUCCACCCAGCACCACAUAUUCUGCUGCACAAACAGCUUCAGAAGACGUAAAGACAGUGCCUGCAAUGGGGAACAUCACUAUGGCAGUAACUUCUCCAGAAACCAUUGUCACUUCAGGUGACCCAUCAAAAGGCCCAGGUGAUUCUGAUCAGGAGAGAAGAGAUGAGACUCCAAUUAUAGCUGUAAUGGUGGCCCUAUCUUCCCUGCUAGUCAUAGUAUUUAUAAUUAUUGUGCUGUACAUGUUAAGGUUUAAGAAAUACAAGCAAGCUGGGAGCCAUUCCAACUCAUUUCGCUUGUCCAAUGGCCGAACGGAUGACGCAGAGCCUCAGAGCAUGCCGCUCCUUGCCAGAUCGCCCAGCACCAACAGGAAGUACCCGCCACUGCCUGUGGAUAAAUUGGAAGAGGAGAUUAACCGGCGAAUGGCAGACGACAAUAAGCUCUUCCGGGAAGAAUUCAACGCUCUCCCAGCAUGCCCCAUCCAGGCCACCUGUGAAGCCGCCUCCAAGGAGGAAAACAAAGAGAAGAACAGAUAUGUGAACAUUUUGCCCUAUGAUCAUUCCAGGGUUCAUCUGACUCCCAUCGAAGGUGUCCCGGAUUCUGAUUACAUUAACGCCUCCUUCAUUAAUGGGUACCAAGAAAAAAACAAGUUUAUUGCUGCACAAGGACCAAAAGAAGAAACAGUAAAUGAUUUCUGGAGAAUGAUUUGGGAGCAGAACACAGCGACAAUCGUCAUGGUGACUAAUCUGAAAGAGAGAAAAGAGUGCAAAUGUGCUCAAUACUGGCCAGAUCAGGGCUGCUGGACUUAUGGAAACAUCCGGGUGUCUGUGGAGGAUGUGACUGUCUUGGUUGACUACACAGUGCGAAAGUUCUGCAUUCAACAGGUAGGUGAUGUCACAAACAAAAAGCCUCAGCGCCUGGUGACCCAGUUCCACUUCACCAGCUGGCCUGACUUUGGGGUCCCCUUCACCCCUAUUGGGAUGCUGAAGUUCCUGAAGAAGGUGAAGACGUGUAACCCCCAGUAUGCAGGAGCGAUUGUCGUUCACUGCAGCGCCGGAGUAGGACGCACAGGCACUUUUAUCGUCAUUGAUGCCAUGCUGGACAUGAUGCAUGCAGAGAGGAAGGUGGAUGUGUACGGUUUCGUGAGCCGGAUCCGGGCUCAGCGCUGCCAGAUGGUACAGACAGAUAUGCAAUAUGUGUUUAUAUACCAAGCACUUCUGGAGCACUAUCUGUAUGGAGACACAGAGCUAGAAGUGACCUCGCUAGAGACCCACGUCCAGAAAAUCUACAACAAAGUGCCCGGGACCAGCAGCAACGGGCUAGAGGAGGAGUUCAAGAAACUAACUUCAAUCAAAAUCCAGAAUGACAAGAUGAGAACAGGCAACUUGCCGGCAAACAUGAAGAAAAACAGGGUGCUUCAAAUAAUUCCAUAUGAGUUCAAUCGAGUGAUCAUUCCAGUGAAGAGAGGUGAAGAGAACACCGACUAUGUCAAUGCGUCCUUUAUUGAUGGUUAUCGCCAGAAGGACUCAUACAUUGCUAGCCAGGGACCUCUCCAGCACACAAUAGAGGAUUUCUGGAGGAUGAUCUGGGAGUGGAAAUCCUGCUCUAUAGUUAUGUUAACAGAGCUGGAAGAGAGAGGCCAGGAGAAAUGUGCCCAGUACUGGCCUUCUGAUGGCUCUGUGUCCUAUGGAGACAUCACCAUGGAGCUGAAAAAAGAGGAGGAAUGUGAGAGCUACACAGUGCGGGACCUGCUAGUAACAAACACCAGGGAAAACAAGAGCCGGCAGAUUCGACAGUUCCAUUUCCAUGGCUGGCCGGAAGUUGGAAUCCCUAGUGAUGGGAAAGGAAUGAUCAAUAUCAUUGCAGCUGUGCAGAAACAACAGCAGCAGUCUGGGAACCAUCCAAUCACUGUGCACUGCAGUGCCGGGGCAGGAAGAACAGGAACCUUCUGUGCACUGAGCACUGUCCUGGAAAGGGUUAAAGCCGAGGGGAUUCUGGAUGUCUUUCAGACAGUGAAGAGUUUAAGAUUACAGAGGCCGCAUAUGGUGCAGACACUGGAACAGUACGAAUUCUGCUACAAGGUGGUGCAGGAAUACAUUGACGCCUUCUCAGACUACGCCAACUUCAAGUGAAAAAACAAAACAAAAAGAAACAAAUGACAGAAGAGUUGCCUUCUUUAAUAUUUUGUAAUAUUCUGUUUGUUAAUAUACCCCCCAAAAUAUGUGUAUAUAUCUUAACUGUUUUAGAGAUUGGUACCAUAGGCUUCAUAUUAGCUGGAGAUUUUAUAUGUAGCAAAAGUGUUAGCGCGGAUACUGUUGGCUCCUUUUUUUCCAAUGUUUUAUUGGGGAAUUAAAUAGCGUGAUGUUUGGA